Messenger RNA from Micropterus dolomieu (smallmouth bass), 2285 nucleotides. It is a transcript of the gene tcp1, whose product is annotated as t-complex 1. Gene Ontology annotation, biological process: protein folding. Bases 85 to 1761 code for a protein of 558 amino acids. Gene Ontology annotation, cellular component: chaperonin-containing T-complex. Gene Ontology annotation, molecular function: ATP-dependent protein folding chaperone; ATP hydrolysis activity; ATP binding. Lineage: Eukaryota; Metazoa; Chordata; Actinopteri; Centrarchiformes; Centrarchidae. The transcript is spliced from 12 exons. The record is from RefSeq and is a predicted model, not a curated record.
CUCGAACCUUCUGCUCAAUGCCAGUUUACCCAGAGUGCACUGCUCCUUUCCCUUCCUUUCUUCUUGGUUGUGUGGUGGUCCAAAAUGUCGCUAUUAGAUGGUCCAUUAAAUGUGCUCGGCCAGAGAACAUCUGGCGAAUAUAUUCGUAGUCAAAAUGUCAUGGCCGCAGCAUCCAUCGCCAACAUCGUCAAGAGCUCCCUCGGACCCGUUGGCCUCGACAAGAUGUUGGUGGACGACAUUGGGGACGUGACCAUCACCAACGAUGGAGCAACCAUCCUGAAGCUGCUGGAAGUGGAGCACCCAGCUGCUAAGGUCUUGUGUGAACUGGCUGAACUGCAGGACAAGGAGGUCGGAGAUGGGACCACGUCUGUGGUAAUUCUUGCUGCAGAAUUUCUUAAGAGUGCAGAUGAGCUGGUGAAGCAGAGGAUUCACCCCACGUCAGUCAUCAGUGGAUACCGUCUGGCUUGCAAGGAGGCUGUUCGCUACAUUAACGAGAAUCUCACUAUCGGAACAGAUGAGCUGGGCAGAGAGUGCUUAAUCAAUGCAGCCAAGACUUCCAUGUCCUCCAAAAUCAUUGGAGUUGAUUCAGACUUCUUUGCUAACAUAGUGGUGGAUGCUGCUAUGGCUGUGAAAUUUGUGGACAACAAGGGGGUAGCCAGAUAUCCCAUCAACUCUGUCAAUGUGCUGAAAGCCCAUGGCCGCAGCCAGAAAGAGAGCUUCUUGGUUAACGGAUAUGCACUGAACUGCACAGUUGGCUCACAAGGCAUGGUAAAGCGCAUCGUUAACGCCAAGAUUGCUUGCUUGGACUUCAGCCUGCAGAAGACCAAGAUGAAGAUGGGAGUACAAGUCAUUAUCAACGAUCCAGAGAAGCUUGACCAGAUCAGACAAAGAGAAUCUGAUAUCACCAAGGAGAGGAUCCAAAAGAUUUUGGCAUCAGGCGCCAACGUUAUCCUGACCACCGGAGGCAUUGAUGAUAUGUGUCUUAAGUACUUUGUGGACGUAGGAGCCAUGGCAGUGAGAAGGGUUCUCAAGAAGGACCUCAAACGCAUUGCCAAGGCAACAGGAGCCACCAUGUGCCCUUCUUUGACCAAUCUGGAGGGAGAGGAGACGUUUGAGGCCACAAUGCUCGGCCAGGCUGAGGAGGUUGUGCAGGAACGCAUCUGUGAUGACGAGCUCAUCCUUGUUAAGAAUACCAAAGCACGCACAUCAGCAUCCAUCAUUUUGCGCGGGGCCAACGACUUCAUGUGUGACGAGAUGGAGCGCUCCAUGCAUGAUGCCCUCUGUGUGGUCAAGAGGGUGCUAGAGUCAAAGUCUGUAGUUCCAGGAGGAGGCGCUGUGGAGGCAGCGCUGUCAAUCUACCUUGAGAAUUACGCUACCAGCAUGGGUUCCCGAGAGCAGUUGGCUAUUGCAGAGUUUGCUCGGUCUCUCCUCGUCAUCCCUAAGACGCUGGCUGUGAACGCAGCACAGGACUCCACUGAUCUGGUGGCGAAGCUAAGGGCCUUCCACAAUGAGGCUCAGGUUAAUCCUGAACGCAAGAAUCUCAAGUGGAUUGGUCUGGACCUGGUGAACGGCAAGCCUAGAGACAACCGUCAGGCGGGCGUGUACGAGCCCACCAUGGUCAAAACAAAGAGCCUCAAGUUUGCCACAGAGGCUGCCAUCACCAUCCUCCGUAUUGACGACCUCAUCAAACUGUUCCCAGAGCAGAAGGAGGGCGGGCAGUCGUACCAGGAUGCCGUGCAAUCGGGAUCUCUGGAUGGUUAAAAGGCUACGAUUGGUCCAAAUAGGUUCAUUGUCUGUAUUUAUACAUAAGGAGCUCUUUAUGGCUGUUGCUGUAGUUGUAGGCUGUGCACUUUGCCUGUUUACUGUUCUCCCACUCCCUCUGGGCUCUCCUCUCCAGAGGAACUGUAAGCGAUUAGUUGUUUGUUUUUUUUUGGACACUUAAUAAAGCUCCAAUGGUUGGAAAUGGACGUUGAUUGGUUCAUUGUCUGUUAGGAUUGUGACAAUAAAUCGAUACGGCAAUAUCAUAUAUUUUUCCAUGAUACUGUAUCGAUAUUCCAGCUCAUCAAAUGGCUAAAUAAUAAAAUAGCUCUUCAACGGUUAGCUCAUUGCUAACAUAAUGGGAAUCUCCAUUAAUAUGCUAAAUGACAUUAGCGUUGCGAUCACGAAAAUACAAUUGACAAACUACACUUUUUGCUUCACAUGCAAACAUCCAUAGUUGACACUGUGCAAAUGCUUAAAGUACAUGUUUCCUGAGCUCUGUGUGAAAUAAAGAGCUGCUAACUUCA